UCAUUUCAAGUGUGUCAACAACAAUAACGACACAAGUUUCACCAACUCAACUUUCACUGGUCCGACGCAUUUUACGCGACUGGCUUGGAGGCCACUAUUGCACUCGUCCUUUAAAAAAUAGCUCCCAGUAACUUUGUUGAACUUUGCAUUUUUUGUCGUAGAAAGGGGGGAUAUUACAUCAUUUGCCAGGACAAGGAAGUACCUUAUUUCUACACCGAAGCCAAACGUCCGAAAACUGGAAUACAGGGCAGCUCUUUCAUUCUUUUUCUCACUCUUGCAACUUUGCAUCUGUUUUUUGCCCUCGACGUGCACUAGUAAGAAAACUCAUCGGUGUGUUUCGAGAGUGGAGAAAUGACAGCUUUAGCGGGGGCUGUUCCCAGGAUGAUGCGCCCCACGCUGGCCCAAAAUUACCAACGCAGCGGCUUCCCUCUAGAAGUCUCUACCCCGUUAGGUCAGGGCAGAGUAAACCAACUCGGCGGAGUUUUUAUAAACGGCCGACCUCUGCCCAACCACAUCCGACACAAGAUCGUAGAGAUGGCUCACCACGGCAUUCGGCCUUGCGUCAUCUCCCGUCAGCUGCGGGUCUCCCACGGCUGCGUGUCCAAAAUCCUGUGCAGGUACCAGGAGACGGGCUCCAUCCGGCCUGGGGCCAUCGGGGGAAGCAAACCCAAGCAGGUGGCCACGCCUGACGUGGAAAAGAAAAUUGAAGAGUACAAGAGAGACAACCCUGGAAUGUUUAGCUGGGAAAUCCGGGAUAAAUUACUGAAAGACGGGAUCUGUGACCGCAAUACCGUCCCCUCAGUGAGCUCGAUCAGUCGCAUAAUGCGAAGUAAAUUCGGAGGAAAGGGGGAAGAUGAGGACGACGAAGAAGAGGUGGAGAAAAAAGAGCUGGAAGAUAACGAGCGAAGGGCUAAACACAGUAUUGACGGCAUUCUUGGCGACAGAUCCAGCCAAUCAGACGAGGGCUCGGAGGUGGAGUCAGAGCCGGACCUGCCCCUAAAGCGGAAGCAGCGCCGCAGUCGCACCACGUUCACAGCGGAGCAGCUGGAGGAGCUGGAGCGCGCCUUUGAGCGCACGCACUACCCCGACAUCUACACGCGCGAGGAGCUAGCGCAGCGAGCCAAGCUGACCGAGGCCCGUGUGCAGGUCUGGUUCAGCAACCGGAGAGCCCGGUGGAGGAAGCAAGCAGGAGCCAAUCAGCUGAUGGCAUUCAACCACCUGAUCCCUGGGGGGUUCCCACCCUCGGCCAUGUCCAGUCUGCCGCCCUAUCAGCUGUCAGACAGUCCAUACCCCCCGACGUCCAUAGCGCAGGCGGUGGUGUCGGAGCCGGCGGGCACUGUCCAUCGGCCGCAGCCAUUGCCCCCCACGUCGGUGCACCAGGGGGGCCUGGCCACGGGGGCCGGGGCCCAGGAGGGCGCUGCUGCCUACUGCCUUGCCUCUGGACGGCACAGCUUCACCGGCUACUCAGACAGCUUCGUACCCCCUGCCAGCCACUCGAACCCAAGCAUCAGCAAUGGCCUGUCACCCCAGGUGAUGGGCCUGUUGAACCCAGGCGGCGUCCCCCACCAGCCGCAGAGUGACUACGCCCUGUCCCCGCUCACCAGCAGCCUGGAACCCAGCAGCAGCAUGGCAGCCAGCUGCUCACAGCGCCUGGAACAUAUGAAGAGCCUGGAUGGCCUGGCCAGCCUGCCCCCCCUGCCCCCCCUGCCCAGCUCGCAGUCCUACUGCCCCCCGAGUUACAGCUCCUCCGGCUACAGUGUUGAGCCCGUUGCGUCGUACCAGUACGGCCAGUACGGCCAAAGUAAGGUGCCUUUCAUUAUCUGAAGCCUGAAAUUGCCUGAACAGAAGUGUCUCCAAAAGUCAGCUCGUCGACCCCC
This is a messenger RNA of Paramormyrops kingsleyae, 1877 nucleotides long. It is a transcript of the gene pax3b, whose product is annotated as paired box 3b. Gene Ontology annotation, biological process: regulation of transcription by RNA polymerase II; anatomical structure development. The record is from RefSeq and is a predicted model, not a curated record. Gene Ontology annotation, molecular function: DNA-binding transcription factor activity, RNA polymerase II-specific; RNA polymerase II cis-regulatory region sequence-specific DNA binding. NCBI's taxonomy places the organism in Eukaryota, Metazoa, Chordata, Actinopteri, Osteoglossiformes, Mormyridae.